Molecule: messenger RNA, 2250 nt
Organism: Didymodactylos carnosus
Lineage: Eukaryota; Metazoa; Rotifera; Eurotatoria; Philodinida; Philodinidae
Source: the annotation of a GenBank genome assembly
AUGAUGCCUCCCAAUACUCUUUCUCCGACUGGUCAAACAACGAUUGAAUUUGAGACCCGUGCUAGCGUUGCAUUUGCUUAUCAACAUCCAAAUCUUGUCCUAAAUAAAUCUCGUCAAGUAAAACAGACAGCUUGGAUGACUCAAACAGAUACGAGAAAUAGUCGUCAAGCAACAAGCAUAAUAAAUCGACCAUCCAUUACUAUUGGUGGACGAUUAAGUAUCUUCCCUCGAACUUCCCAAGAUAUAACCGCUUUUCAAGGUAAAGAUUACGAUACGACGCGAAAUGCAAUGCGAGAAGUUAUUCAACAAGCAAAAACUGAUAAACCAUUGAUAACAUUUAACGAAGUGUUCGUCGAUACUGAUAAUGUCAUUGGAUGUUUAUUGAGAAUAUUUAAUGCAUAUGCUGAAGAAAUUGAUGGUACUAAACGGAUGACCCGUGAAAGAAUAUUAUCACUACUGGAUGAUUGUGAAAUAUUCGAUUUAGAAUAUACAACAACGGAAUUUGUUUCAGAUUUUAAUGCAUUACGAAAGCAAUUAAUUCACAAAAAAGUUUACGAACGAAAAAGUGUCAAAUUUGGAUUAGAUUUUACAGGUUUUGUUGAAGUAAUUGAAAUACUUGAAAAUCGUUUACAUAAAUCGAAAGAUCAUAUUCUCAAACGGAUUAUUGGUCCAAAAAUAUACAAAGAUCUAAUUAGUAUAAAGGAAAUUAAAGAUAAUAUUAUGCUUGGUCACUUACCACCCUUACUCACCAUUUAUGAACAAUAUCAAGAGAGAAUAAUACAAAAAGAACAAAAGCGAAAGAAAGUAGUCGCAAAGAAAAAGAAGAGUGGUAAAAAAUCAGGAGGUGAAGCCGAGAGUACAUCAUCGCCGAGCAGUCUCGAAAAACAAAACAUAAGGCCGAAAAUGAAAAAACAAAAAAAAUCUAAAAAUGAUGACGAUGCUCAAAGUCUAUGCUCAUCCGUCUCGCUCAGUAGAGCAGAUAGUGGAGAUAAAAAUGAGAAAACAUCACAGUUAGGAAAAGAUGAGAGUGAUUUUCCGAAAAAGAAGAAAAAAGGUAAAAUGCAAAAAUCCAUGAAAAGUGGAAAAAGUGACAAGAAAAAAACGCUUAAAACUAAAAUCAAUGCUUCUAAGAAAACUGUUCCUGCCAUUAGAACUAGCAAAGAGAAGAGAAUUGAAGCUACAAAAUUUUCAGAUAAACAACAAGAUAAAAGUAUUAAACUACUCAAUGCAACUGAACAAAAAGAUGCAAAUAGUCUGGAUCAACUGAUCAUGAAAUCAUUAUCGCGAGAUGUAGCUCAGUUAAAAACAAUUCAAGUACUCGAACAUUUGAUCAAACGAGACGAUUUAGAUCCGGAUCUGCAACAAAAACUAGCAGAAACAUACAAAUUAGCUUGUGAACCGUUGGAACAGGGUUUCAUCAGGCAGAAAGUAUUAAUCAAAUGGCUACGUGCAUCCCAAAUGUGGUCAGAUAUUUAUACGAUCAGCACGAUAGAAGGAAUAACCGCUGGUUUAUUAGCUCGCUACAUUGAUUCUGGUGUUUACAAAUUGGCUUCACACACAUUUGAGUACAACGGAUUUAUGGAGUGUGUUCGAAUGUGUGCACGUCAUGUGAAAAUGUCAGCGAAUGAUUUUGUUAAAAAAAUGUUAUUGGCUGAUGAGUCGAGUUUUCAACGAUGGAGGGCAGAAAUUGACCGUUUAUCAGAUGGGAUUAUUUCGAAGAAAGUUGUUAGACCAUGGAAUGCUAAGAAAGUUUUGCGAGCUAUUACUAUCAUGACAGAUGUUGUUGAAGAAAGUAGACGUUUACAUUUGACAGAUGAUCAACGAAAUCGACUAAGAAGUUUAUAUAAAGAAUUUGCUACAUUUGCUUAUCGUCGCUUGAGCACACACUUGGAACCGAGAUUAACGAACAGUGUUAUGAGUAAUUGGAUGAGAGAAUGUAAAAUGUUUGAUGAACAGUAUAGUGUUAAUGAAUUGGACAAAGAUUUUAUUUCUAUUCUUGGUGAUUUUACAUUGAACAAUAUUUAUCCACUUGGUACGCGAGAUAUUGAUUUUGACGGUUUUCUCGUAUUAUUAGAAACAAUCGCCGCUCAUAAGCACAUUAGAGCAGAUGAUAUUGUACAAAUGAUAUUUCAAGGACCAAGAUCACCGCUUCAAAAAACGGUGGAAUUAAAAGACGAUUUAUCAAAAGCAAAAAUUCAAAUAAACGAUCAAGUACCAAAACAAAUAUCGUCUACAAAAAUCAAAAGGUGA